CUAACCAAAAGAAGCUAGUACGUACAAGGACAUUCUCAAGCUCUAUUACUCCACUCAGAGCUCUGCAAGAAUCCUGUUGCAUGCCGAAUUCGUGGAACUGCCUACCACUAUUAUAUAUAGUGGAGAAGCUUUACCAUACGCGACAAGCCUAGAGUUAACCAGAGCUCGAAGCAUUUGACAAAAUUCUUCUGCAGUUUCUACUGACUUGCCAGUCAGUCUGCCUCGCUGUUCCGAUGUUUCUGUCCAUUGGCUUGCAAAAGGAUUUGGCUAGCCCGAUGCCAGUGCACUAGUUCUCGCAGUCAAGUCAAUCACAGAAGCACGUCCUUCAUUAUGCUGAAAUGUGUCAUCAGAGAGUCUUGCUUGCGCCGUGAACCAACACUGCAGGGAGCAGCCCGCAUUCUUGAAGCGUCCAGUCCGAAACUAGCCACCGCUCUCCUUCUUCGCGACUGCGGGAUCGAGCGAGUAAUUGCACUAUUGCUUCAAAGUAUGCUUUGGGAUCGGUAAGCAGGGACCAUUUUCUUUUUUGAAACAGCCAGAAGUAGCGUUUUGAGUAGAGUUUGUAAACUCCAAAAUGUAGAAUGGAGCCAUGCAAUGCUAUUCUUCAUGUUGCGAUAUUUGUACUCCCGGUGAGCUUUUUAGGCUCAAAGUGGUACGCUUAUGCCUAAUGAUCUACUUAGUUGUGUUUCAGCGAUGGAGGGAGUGAACUAACACUUGAUCCCCAGUCUAUUCGUUCUUUACAUUUCUCAAGAGAGAAGUGGUGGUCCGCUGGCCAUUGAAAAUCUCCUGGGGAAUACAUAUCCAGUCUCACCAAAUAUAUCGAGGCCCGAUUGGUUUCAUAACCUCUUUCGCUCGAUUAAGAACAAAUCCGGUAGUUUUUGGGACGCUCCAAAGAAGGUCAUCUGGUAUUUCUUCGUCUGGUUGUGGUAUCUCGAGGUUUGCGACAUAAUCCCAGUUAUAGGAGACAAUGCCAUAGACUUCCGGCCCAAUGGUGCUGGCAAUAUCCAUACACCGUUCAAGCUUCCAAUUGAGGAGGUCAAGAAUCCAUCGAGGUCAUUUGAGCCGUUUAGAGGAAUAGUUCAUCUCUCCUACCUGGAUCCAUCUUGAAAGUGUGGAGCUGAUCAUGAUUGAUAGGAGCAAGUGUUGAAAGUUGUUUGGGCUUUGCAGGCAAUGUUUCUCCAAAGUAGUAAUUUUUAUGAAGGUAAAAAGAAAAUAAUUAUCAGCUAGUAGCUCCAGAGAAAGAGAGAUAUUCCCCUUUGUCGCUCUGAAAGUACCACCGACUCUGAUCAUUCUCCUGAUAUUUCCAUCCUCACGUGAUUACUAUCAUACACGUUGUAACCACUUUGAUGCGCAUAUCUUCUACUCUAUAACAUUAAGAUCAAGGUCACUCGACGCAUCGUGUUGUACUGUAUUUUAGUCGCCAGAGGUGCAGCUUACAUUUGAUGCAAGUU
Messenger RNA from Sclerotinia trifoliorum, 1448 nucleotides. The record is from the annotation of a GenBank genome assembly. NCBI's taxonomy places the organism in Eukaryota, Fungi, Ascomycota, Leotiomycetes, Helotiales, Sclerotiniaceae.